Molecule: messenger RNA, 3488 nt
Organism: Acipenser ruthenus (sterlet)
Lineage: Eukaryota; Metazoa; Chordata; Actinopteri; Acipenseriformes; Acipenseridae
Product: putative palmitoyltransferase ZDHHC13
Exons: 17
Coding region: 762-2675 (637 amino acids)
Biological process (GO): protein palmitoylation
Cellular component (GO): Golgi membrane
Molecular function (GO): protein binding; palmitoyltransferase activity
Source: RefSeq, a predicted model, not a curated record
GUAUAACCUUCAACCUGCUCCUAAUGCUGUCAAAGUUCAACCACACCACGUGAACGUUGGAACCAGUGCUCUGAGUUCAAAAAUACCUACAAUUAUUGAAACUUAAAUAUAAAGCAGCCGAGGUGAUUUUUGCAUUUUUUUAAAAAUGAAUCCAAAUAAAUGGCGGAUUGGGUUGAAGCAGUGGUAGUAGAUGUGGUCUCGAAGAUAUCAUGAUUUCAAUUGUUUGGCGUCCAAUCUAAUAAUGGACUGUGCUAUUAUUAAAUUGGCACGAUGUUGUGAUCAAACUCGCAGUACGAUUUUUUAAAAAAAAUAUAUAAUUUGUUAUUUUAUUUGAUGAAUCAUCGGGUUGUGCAGUUGUUCAGAAACUUUAUUUUUAAAUGUAAUCCACAAAACAAUAAAGACAAGUCAGGGGUCUAGGAUCCACAACCACAAUUGUCAUGGCUACUAAUAUAACGAGACUAUUUCAGUUCAAAUCAAUGACCAUUGCAGCAGGACGAAUGUCUGUUUAGUUUGUUUUGCUACCUAAUGCAUUUCUGCUAGUGCUUCUUGGACAUGCGCGUCCCAGUAGUACAUGUAUUUUCGGAGCCUAAAAAAUACAAUAACUUAAUGGGCGGGGCUUAAGCAAUGCGGAUGACGAAUUAGGGCACGGCGCGCAGUAUCCAGGAAGUCAAGCUUUUGAGCGAGCAAAAAAACUAAAGUAAAAAAAAAAAGAAAGUGUUUCAGUUUUCGCUGCUUAACUGAGCCAGGCACACAUCGGGAACAUGCAGUGGAAAGAAGACAAACAAUGCUGCCAUCAUGGACAUGGGCACGGACAUGGGCACGGAGACAGGCACGGGAAUGGACAUGGGCUUAGACAGGGAUUCCUUGGACAUCCUGGACAAAUGGAUCAACUUACAAAUGACCCCACACAACAACCCAAAAGCCUUUCGUUCAUAGAUGACCAAAGCAACUGGGACAUUAUAAAAGCUACACAGUAUGGGGCCCUGGAAAGGUGUAAGGAGCUUGUGGAAGCUGGUUAUGAUGUCCGACAUCCAGACAAAGAAAAUGUUUCUCUCCUUCACUGGGCAGCUAUCAACAACAGAGUGGACCUGGUCAAGUAUUACAUUUCCAAAGGUGCAAUAAUAGACCAGCUGGGUGGAGAUUUAAAUUCAACUCCUCUUCACUGGGCUGUAAGGCAGGGUCAUUUAUCCACAGUGGUCGUGCUGUUGAAAUACAGAGCAGACCUUGCACUGGUAGAUGGAGAAGGGUUUAGCAGUAUUCACCUGGCAGUCCUGUUCCAGCACAUGCCCAUUAUAGCUUAUCUUCUUGCAAAAGGGCAGGAUGUAGAUAUGCCAGAUAUAAAUGGACAGACACCUUUGAUGUUAGCAGCUCAGAAAAUCGUUGGACCUGAGCCUGCUCACUUUCUCCUUAAGUUUAAUGCUUCGGUCAGUGCCGUGGACAAGGUACACAAAAACACCCCUCUGCACUGGGCAGUGAUGUCAGGCAAUGGCAAUGCAGCUCAUUUUCUAUUGGAAGCAGGAGCUGAUGUGGAUGCCCAGAAUGCAAAGGGAGAGACUCCUCUUGAUCUUGCUCAUCAGGUUAGGAACCCUGCACUGAUUCACAUGCUAACACAAGUGAAACAUGAGAGAAGCAACGCCAACAUGAUGUUUUUCAGGAGAUUGCAAAGAUACAAGUUCCAUUUGGUCUUGCUGUUUUGCAUUUGUGUGCUGUGGGGAAUAGGAUUCAUAGCUGACAUGAAUUCAGAAUCUUGGUUACUUAAAGGAACUCUCUUUGCCUGUAUGUAUGCGGUAAUCCAUCUUGUUACAAGGCGCUUCAUGGGAUCUCAGGUCCAGUCCUUCUUGCCUGCAGCUCUUCUUCUGGCCUCGCUGUUCUGGAUGUUUGUGACUUGGUUCGUUUUGUUCCUGCAAGAUCUGUCUGAGCCAAUUUUCCAGAUCCCCUUUACCGUCAAUCUUACAGGACUCCUGUAUUUCUAUUACAAAAGCUGGAGAACAGACCCUGGGUACAUCCGAGCCACAGAAGAAGAUAAGAAAGAGAACGUUAUCACUCUUGCAGAGGCAGGCUGCCUAGAACUGGGUAUCUUUUGCAGCUCAUGUCUUGUGCACAAGCCUAUGAGAUCAAAGCAUUGUUUUGCAUGUGACAGCUGUGUGGCACGACAUGACCAUCACUCUCUGUGGAUUAAUGGCUGUAUAGGUGCUGGAAAUCAUCGCUAUUUUUUCGGAUUUGUGUUUUUCCUCUCGCUUGUUGGAGGGUGGAUGUUCUAUGGGACCAUUGCGUAUUGGUCAUCUCACUGCCCUACUAACUAUCAGGAGGAUGGCGUGUGGGGAUUUGUGUCUCAGAUCGUUUGCUGUUCUCCCUGGGUGAUGCUUGUAUUCGUUGUAGUUUUCAUCCAUACCUCAUGGUCUUCUCUCCUGCUAUUGACACAGCUGUAUCACAUUGCUUUCUUGGGUUUGACUGUAACUGAAAGAUUAAAUCUUUUGAAGCGUUUAAAAAGGUCCAGGCAUGCAAUUUCAAUAAGGCAAAACCCAUACAAUUUGGGUUGUUUCAAGAACAUUGUGAAUUUCUUCCAGUUGAGGUGCUUUGGCCUGUUUAAACCAAACAUCGUCGAUUGGACUCAGCAGUACAGUGUAUCUGUUCACUCGCAACAGUCAGUGCCUGGUGACUUGCAGGCAGUGUAAAAGGUUUAUUGGUUUGGUAAAUGAUUGUAAAUUCUAGACAUUACAGCUAUCAAAAUUGCAUUGCAUAUAUAUAUAUAUAUAUAUAUAUUUUUUUUUUAUGUUGUCAGUUGUUAUAUGUUCUCUUGCGAUGAUUUAAGACUAACGAGAAUGAUUCCCUGAAUAUGUUUCCUGCUUUUGUAUGAUUAGUGAAAAUAAGAUUGAACAUGCUCUUGAUCACUAAUGUCUAAGGUUAAAGAAGUCUGCAAUAGCUCACCUGGUAAAAGCACAGCCGCACGGUGUACAGGGCGAGUCAUACAGCGCAGGUUCGCGUCCUGGCUGUGUGGAGUUGCCGGUCUUCACUGGGGAUUUUGAAGGGGACAUCGCAUUGGAACUGGCACUCCCGUGGUUAAUGGAGGCAAAACCGGCAGGCUGCUUCUCCUUAUUGCGCUACAGUGAACCCUGCUAGCAGGAGCCCAGUGAAGGGAAACAAUUAUUGGACUUUCUAAAUUGGGGAGAAAUAAUUGGGCACAAUAAAAAUAAAAAAACAGAUUGCAAUAAAAACAAGAUUUUAUAAAACAUACACAAGUCAUCAUUGGUUUGGAACCCCCUGUGUCCCAGUACUUUUACCUUACCUUUAUUGAGGCGUAUAGUGCAGUCUGUACAAUAUUCUUUGCAAUAUAGAUAUGCCUAUGGUUUGUGCUGUUAGAAUCUGUUUGGAUAACUUUUGACGUUAAAUAUUUUGCCUGUUCAAUGUGAACUGUUUUCUGUACAUUUUAUAUUUUACUAAAUUUUUGAAAAAAUUAAGACAUUAAAACCUUCUAAUGGUUCCAUGUU